Molecule: messenger RNA, 1446 nt
Organism: Colletotrichum costaricense
Lineage: Eukaryota; Fungi; Ascomycota; Sordariomycetes; Glomerellales; Glomerellaceae
Product: lysyl oxidase-like protein 2/3/4
Exons: 4
Coding region: 1-1446 (481 amino acids)
Molecular function (GO): oxidoreductase activity
Source: RefSeq, a predicted model, not a curated record
AUGCCUUCAACUCGAGACGGCUACCUCUGGACUCCAUCCGGGGAGACGAUCGGUCUAAAAACAUACGACGUAAUUGUAAUCGGAAGCGGCUUCGCCGGUCUCAUUGCCGCGCGCAACCUUAGCCGUGACUCUAGCACUCGAGUUCUUCUCUUGGAAGGCCGAGAUCGCAUAGGAGGAAGGACUUGGACAGCCAAUGCGCUAGGAGAGGACUUUGAGAUGGGCGGGACAUGGGUACACUGGAAAGUCUUUUCAAGGCACCAACCCCACGUCUUUACAGAAAUCCAUCGAUACGGCCUACAAUCCAACCUGAAGACGUCUUCAGGCACAGCUGCCGUGGAACACACACUCUACACACCACAAGAUUCGAGGCCUGCGCUGGUCGAUACUCUUGCCACCAACAUAGCCGUCCAAAAUGUCGCGGAUGCGUUUUUCUCCAUCGACGGUCUGUCCAGCCGCAAGUUGAUGCCUUAUCCCCACGACCCAUUCCGCCUUCCUGCGCUCUGGACAAAGUACGAUCAUCUCUCCGCCAAAGACCGUCUGGAUCAACUCGACGUUAGCCAACGCGACAAGGACCUCUUCGACGCCAUGAUCAGUUCUUUUGGCGCGGCCCCCGGCAGCGAGUGCGGUUUCACUGAAGUUCUGCGGUGGUAUGCUCUGGGAGGCCACUCUAUGGCCGGAACGUUUGAGCUUGCUGGGAUGUACAAGCUCGGUGGAGGCGGGAUGACUUCGCUGGCCCGAGCGAUUCUGGAUGACUACCGCGGACAUGUGGUGUUAAACGCCGUGGUUGAGAAGGUAGAGCAGCAGGGAUCGACUGUUGUGGUGUCUACGAAGAAUGGACGUCGGUUCGAGGCCCAGUAUUGUAUCUCAACUAUUCCCCUGAACUGUCUGUCAGACGUGUCCUUCUCCCCCCCGCUCUCACCACUCAGACUGGAAGCCGUUCGGGCAGGUCACAUCAAUAAGGGAAGCAAGGUUCAUUUCCGGCUUGCGAAGCCUGAACCGGGAUGGUUCUCCAUGGCGAAUGGAUAUGGGACCUCACCUUGGUGUUUUGCAUUCUCAGACCACAACGGCACCACUGACCAAGCAGACUCUGGCAACUUUUGCAUCGGGUUUGGCUAUGGCGCGCGUCAUAUCGACACGAAGGCGUCUACUGAGAUGAUCACGACUUUUCGAAAUAACAUCAGACCUGAAGCUGAGGUAACAGCUUACCUCACCCACGAUUGGGCCAACGACGGCCUUGCCAAAGGGACUUGGAGUUGCUGGGGACCUAAUUCAAUGAGCAAGUGGCUUAAGGAGCUCCAAAGACCAGAGGGAAGGGUUCACUUCGCGAGCGCCGAUUGGGCCGAUGGAUGGCGAGGGUUCAUUGACGGGGCAAUUGAGAGAGGGACUACCGUAGGACGGGAAAUUGAGGUGUUGCUUGCGGGAGAUAAUGCCAUUGCUAAGCUGUAG